UGCAUCACAUCACAUCAAAAGCCCCCGUGGAACAUAUCUGUGUCCCUGAGAGUGUCUUCACCCACAAAGCUGACCACAAACGACUCACAGUUUCCUCUAGGGUCUUCUAUGCCUCAUCCUCAGUGAUGCUCUACUUUCACUACUCAUUAUCCAGUCCACAUUUCUGCAAUAAGAACUCACCAUGCAUCUUCAACAAUCAUCUCUUCUUCUGUUUCUCACAUUGCUUAAAGCAACAGCUUGCUCAGGAAGUUUCAUCGUUGGAGGCAAAGAGGUCAAAAAACCUAAACCAUGGAUGGUCUCGAUCCAGGUCGAGAAUUCUCACGUGUGUGGAGGAACUCUUAUUCAUCAGGCGUGGGUUCUGUCGGCUGCACACUGCAGAAUUCUUUACAGACUUGAACCAAUGACCGUGCUUGUAGGCGCUCACUCUCUGACAAAGGACAAAAACGCUCAGCGAGUCAAAGUCCAGAGCUUUCACAUCCCUAACACGUUCAGCAAUAAAACUAAGGUUGAUGACAUCAUGCUCUUGAAGCUGCAGGACAAAGUCCAGCUUAAAAAAAAAAUUGUGGAAGUGAGGACGAUUCCCAAAUCAGGCAAAGACAUCCUGGCAGGGACAAAAUGUGUAGUGAGUGGGUGGGGAACCACUCAGGUAGAAGCUCCUAAAUUCUGUCCCACCUUGCAAGAGGUGGAGGUGACAGUGAUAGACAGGGAACUGUGUAACUGCUACUACAACAGCAAACCUAACAUCACAGAUGACAUGCUGUGUGCAGGAAACAAGCAGGGGAAUAAAGAUGCAUGUUGGGGUGAUUCUGGUGGACCUCUGGAGUGUCAGAAAAGCAUUGUGGGUGUGGUAUCAGGAGGAAAUGGCUGUGGCAAUCCCAAAAAACCUGGUGUCUACACUCUCCUCUCUAAGAGACACAUUUUCUGGAUUAACAAAAUACUUAAAAAGUUUUCCAACAGCACAGAGGUUUAGAAACAUAUAUUUUACACAUUUUAACACAUUUAUCAAUGUUUGCAGAAUAGAGGUCUUGAAAAGCCUUGUUUAUUUUUGAAGAAUUCUUUUUUCUCAGCGACAGUUUUUUGUUCAAAGAGAUAGAAACCACAUCAGGAAGUCUGCUUGAGACAAUUUACAGCUCCACAAAGCCAAUCGUUGAGACAACACUGUGGGAUGAAUUGCCUAUAAAUAUUUAUUACUUGCCAAAAACAUUAGCCUUGUCAGUUCUGUUAAAACACUUUGCAUAAAAUCAUGCAGCUACAGGUCAAGAGCUUCAGUUAAUCUUCACAUCGAACACAGAAUGAGGUAAAAUGUGUUGUUACUGAGAGAGAUUGGAAGAGAAUGAUCUGACUGCCCAUAAAUUACUAUUAUUUGCCAGAAACAUAAAACGAAAGAAACAAAAUUUAGGCACGUCUUCGCUGAAACAUGGGUAUCACUGGUAAAUGAGCAACAGUGAAACAAGCACCCAAACAAGGCACAAAAAGGAGUUAAACACUGUGUGUGGGGUGCGGUUAUAGGAAUAUAAUCACCAUUAUGGUUUUAGUACCACGGCAAAGAAACAGCAGACGGGUGCAAUGAUUUAUUUCCGUAAAGAACAACACAUCAUAUGUUCAAUCCAUUUAUAGUUAUGUUUAAUGUUGCAGAAUUUCCCAGCAGCUUCUUGUUUUUUUCCUUUAUUAAGUUCUUAAAAUAUCUUUUUUUUACAGAACAAUACAACUUGUCAUGAUAAUAAUAAACCACAAAGUAUAAAUUCCUCUGUACUGAAGAUUUUCCUGUUUCAGAAAACUUCAAGUUGCAGCUUUGCCUUAUUUUCAAUUGUAUUAUACUAUUAAUUCUAUUCUAUUAAUUCUAUCCCAAUUUUAUGAAAUAAAUGUGCAAACGUUUGUGAAAAAUGAUGCAUAUUUGUAUAAAAAUAAAA
Messenger RNA from Tachysurus vachellii, 1910 nucleotides. RefSeq names its product granzyme K-like. NCBI's taxonomy places the organism in Eukaryota, Metazoa, Chordata, Actinopteri, Siluriformes, Bagridae. Gene Ontology annotation, biological process: proteolysis. Gene Ontology annotation, molecular function: serine-type endopeptidase activity. The coding region runs from base 182 to 970 and encodes 262 amino acids. The transcript has 5 exons. The record is from RefSeq and is a predicted model, not a curated record.